Manihot esculenta (cassava) is the source of this 1154-nucleotide messenger RNA. RefSeq lists its product as uncharacterized. The transcript is spliced from 3 exons. The coding region runs from base 1 to 1137 and encodes 378 amino acids. Lineage: Eukaryota; Viridiplantae; Streptophyta; Magnoliopsida; Malpighiales; Euphorbiaceae. The record is from RefSeq and is a predicted model, not a curated record.
AUGAAAGCUGGCAUCGACUCAGUGGUCACCUUGGGCGCGUUCAACAGCUCAUUGGCUAGGGCGGACGACAAGUUCUCUACCACCUUUUCCCCCUUAUCAAUGAGAGAAGAAAGGGCUACCCUUGAGGGUUUUAAAGUCCGGGAGCGUUUAGCGGCUUUGCCUUUGAUGUUGGGUUCUGUCGAAGAGAAGUUGUGGUUCCGAUUUUGUUGGUUUUUAUCGAAGAGAAGUUGGGUUCUGUCGAAGAGAAGUUGUGGUCCCGAUUUUGUUGGUUUCUGUCAAACAACUGGGGAAAGGUCUGAAAACAUGGCUGUGGAAGAGAGAUUUACUGUGGUGUUGACAUAUGAAAACAAAACCGAUUCUUUAUAUAAUGUCCCUAUUGCAAGGUAUUCGUACAUAUCCUUGUUGUCUGAUGUUUAUAAGUUGUUUAACAUAGCUGCAUCAUUUGUUUCGUUUGUUACUGGUAGUGGGAUGAGUGUAGAAAAUGAUGAUGAUUUAAUGUUGGCUUUUGAGUUGUACAAACAUAGUCAUAAAUUGCCUUUGACUGUACACGUAAAGGGGGUCCCUCUGAACACUGAGAUGUCUGAUGAUGACGAUGAUGAUGAUGAUGUUUGUAUUAUUGGUGAGAGCAGUGAUACUGGUGAGGGUAGUAACCUUGGUGAGGGUGGUAAUACUGUUGAGGAUAUUAACCUUGAUGAUGCCUUAGGUAGAAAAACUCCCCCAUUAAAUAGGGAUGUGUCCACAAGAGGUAAGGGCAGGAGUGUGCCAUUAAGAGGAAAGGGAGGAAGAAGCAGUUUUACUAGAGGUAGAGGGAUAAGACAGGAAAGUGUUAGUGAAAGUGGGCAGUUAGGGGGAGGGGCCAAUGAAUCACCACAAAUUGAUUCUGAAAGUGAUGUAUCAUUCAAUGAAAGUGAGGUUGGAGAUGAUUUACCUGAAGAAGUUAUAUUUGACAAUGAGAUUAGUACUGAGGAGUCAGAUGGGUUAUCAGGUUAUGCUAGUGACAAUGACAAAGAGGUUGAAGAUAGUGAGAAUGAGUCUUAUGAUCCAAAUAAUAGAAAGAAAAAAUAUAUUGAUCCUUAUCAUGGCAUGUAUGAUCAUCCCUUCCAACACAAUGAAGGGGAAGAGAUUUUGUUUAAAUAGGGCCAAGUUUUUAAGGA